CGCAACCAAACAACCGGAUAGGGUUUUAGUCCCUCCCUGCUUUCAGUGUAGUUCCGAGUUCGUUCACAAUCACAUUCACACGACCGCUUCGUUCGUUUUCUUUGAUUUUUUGAUUUCCCUCCAACUGCUAUUGUCGUCGAAAUGGCCUCUUUCGCCGCCGUCAGAUCAAUUCUCCGUUAUGCCUCAGCCCGUAGCGCUGCGGCGCGCCUCGCCUCCCGGGGUAGUUCCGCCAAAGUUGCUCCAUUGCCCUUUCGUACCUCUGGCAGCAAAUCCCUAUCUCAACGCACUUUCAGGUACCCUGUUGAAUUGAGCUCUUGUGUGGAUACGCUGCUGCCCUACCACACAGCUACAGCUUCCGCUUUGAUGACUUCGAUGCUCUCCAUUGCUCGCCGUAGUUAUAUUUCGUUUCCCGAAGAUUUUUGAAAUAGUGAUAUCCCUAAAGUGUAAUAGCUGAUGAAAAUUUUCAUAUGAUGUUUGAUGCUUGUUCGAUUGUGAUUGUAAACUAGGGUUGCUAGUGGAUGGUUCUGCUGUUGUUGGACCGUGAUGGACAUGGUGAGGAUGGUAUUUGUUAGAGGAAUUGGAUUAUAUAAACUAUUUUAUUGCAUUUGAUUAUUAGAUAAGAAUAUGAAUUGGUGGCUUGGUGUUUGGAAAGCUUUUCCAUAA
Molecule: messenger RNA, 663 nt
Organism: Tripterygium wilfordii
Lineage: Eukaryota; Viridiplantae; Streptophyta; Magnoliopsida; Celastrales; Celastraceae
Product: protein NUCLEAR FUSION DEFECTIVE 6, mitochondrial-like
Exons: 2
Coding region: 142-423 (93 amino acids)
Cellular component (GO): mitochondrion
Source: RefSeq, a predicted model, not a curated record